Molecule: messenger RNA, 2829 nt
Organism: Ustilaginoidea virens
Lineage: Eukaryota; Fungi; Ascomycota; Sordariomycetes; Hypocreales; Clavicipitaceae
Exons: 4
Coding region: 1-2829 (942 amino acids)
Source: RefSeq, a predicted model, not a curated record
AUGCCGAGUUUCGCACGCCUGAGCAAGCUGAACAACAGAUCGCAGCCCGCGCUACCAGAGCAGCUGUCGACGGGAGCGAACUGUGGCGUGGUGCAAGCGCAGGCGGCACAUGAGCAACAACAGCAACAACAAGGCGAAGGCGGUUCAGGUAGCGGUGGCAGCGCAAGCCAGGCCGACUCUCGUGCUGCUGAAGACAUAGCUGCUGCUGGCCUGUCCCCGUCAGCCCUGCCCUCCUCCACUGCCACGCUCGGGUGCAGCGACAAUCUCGAAACAACCAGCCUGGCGGAGGCUCGACCACCCCCGCAGCAGCUUCAGCAGCAGCAGCAGCAGCAGCAACAUCAACAGCAGCAGCAACCGCCUUGGCCUCCACCGCCUCCGCAUCCUUUCAACCUUCAAUCCGGCGGCGUAAACCUCGUGCCUUGUCCCGUACAGACGUCGGGCCCUGCCGGCUCCCCUGUUUUUGAUGGACAUCAGGCGCCCACUCCUAUAGACUUUGACCCGGCUGUCGACCACUCUCAAACCCAGCGAUACGGAGCUCCCCUCAACUCUCACCACCACCACCACCUCCUCCUCCAUCACCACCACCACCACCACCACCACCAAGCACAGCAGCAGCAGCAGCAGCAGCAGCAGCAGCAGCAACCACAGGUCUACGGGGCUCCGUCGGGCUCCAUCGACGACCUCACGACCACAGGCCCGCACCAGCAAUCGCCGCAGCAACACUCGACAUCUGCUGCUCCUACUGCUGCUGCUACCCAGAAACGCUCUGCUCGUAAGCUGAUCAAGGGCUUGUUCGGCUCCAACCGCGAGUCGAAUGACGCUCAACAGCAACAACAACAACAGCAACAACAACAGCAACAACAACAGCAACCACAACAACAUCACCCGCCAGCACAACCAACCUCGUCGCAGCAGACUAUUAUUCAAAACCAGUCGGACCCAUACGACAACACGGCCGGACUUGCUCACAGGCCGUCACAGAGGGACUCUCGCGUGCUUUUGAGCAACAACUUCGUCCGCCAAGUCUCUCCCGAACACCUGGAGACGUCGCCGUACAACGAGGUUUAUCAACCGCCCGAUUACCCAUCUCCACGCAAACAGCCUCCCAACCAGCAACCUCCAUUGCCUUUGCAGGACCCACAACCACAGCCGCUUCAGCGCCAGGGGACGAUUCACAUCCAGGACCAGCAAGCUCAGCACGGAUCCCCCCAACAACAGCAAGGCGCAGCUCACGACCAGCAAGUUCACCAAGGACGCCAACAGCCCUUCCCUUACGCCUCGAGAACCGCCCAAGGUUCGUAUCAGCACACUGGAGAAGCACCCAUUGCAACGAGUCAGCAUCCCACUGGCCCGCACUUUCAAAACGUUGAGACAAUCUCCCAACUCUCUCACGAUUCUCUGGUGACCCAUUCUGAAGCGAGGUCUUCUCUGUCGCAGCACCAGGGACUCCAGCUCCAGGGCUUCGAUCACGCAUCUGCACCGUCUCAAGACAUCUCUACCCACACGCCGCUGAACCAGGGAGCGAGCGUCCAAGAACAGGACCAGGCAGUAAUGGCACCGCCCACACCUGGAGGAGGCGGACAGCCGACCAGCCGCCGCGCCCAGGACGCUGAGAAGGCGCUCCGCGGCCAAGUUGACGCACCGCCCGGCCCUCCUCCCGGUUACCAUCGCCAAGGCAGCAUCUCUCUCAACACGGUGAGCCCCGCGCCGGCCCCUGGUCAAGGCGUACCGUCAAACACGGGUUAUCGUGGAGACAGAGGCUCGCAAUACAUGGAUGCUUCUUCGGGUGCUGAGCAGGGUCGAAACAGCCCCCAGCCUUCGGAUAGAGACACAGAACUCGAGAAACAGUUCAAAGACCUUCUUGCGAAAUAUAAACACGUGAAGCGGUACUACUUUGAGAGCAAGUCCCAAAUCGAGCAGCUCAGCAGCCAGGUCGAGCAAUUGCAAAACGCCGUCGCCAAUCAACGCAUGUCUCAGUCGCGAACAGCGUGGGACGACAACGAGUACUCAACCAGGUUCAAUCGCCUCAACGGUGCCAUCAAUAAUCUUUCCUUCAACAUCCGGAAGGACUGGCGUUGCUUGCCUCCCUGGCUGGAUAAUCUGGUCAGCGGCGAGGCUUUGAAAACUGGAAAGCAGGAGAUGACGGCUGUUGGCCGCGCAGUCGUAUCCCGUUGGCUGGUGGAGGAGCUUUUCAACAGAUGCUUCCACCCUGCACUGGAGGCACAGUUUAGCGCAGAGCUGAAGGAGAUUGAGCUCAGCAUCCGAGGCAACUCGCACACGCUUUGCAGCCCGGAGGAGUUUGACGCCCUGACGACCAAGGUUGUCAACUGGAGGAUGGCGACGCUGGACGGACUGCAGAAGAGACUGGGCUCGGCAGAGGCAGCGCAAAACCGCGACAUGCUGACGGGCAAGGUGACGGCGAGCUUGACCGCGUAUCUGUACCACUAUCUCAGCUCGCCCCCUCCCCACGGAGUGGAGGGCAGCACAUCCGUGAUUGCGGAGCUAGCGGUUGCGAUUGCCGCCAACUUGCCGCUGGAGAGCCGAGAUGUAGCCAUCACAUAUCCUCUCCCAGGAAAUCUGGUGCAAACAAGCUUCAUGGAGGUUGAGAAGACAGGGCUGCCGUCGCUAGAUGGGCAAAGGGAUGGGGAGGGCGAUUCAGAUGCAGACGAGGACGAAGACGACAAGGAUACGAAUGCUAAAACUAGGGGGGACAAGGCGAAAGCCGGUGGUUCGAUCAAGGACGCGGCCAAGGUACGAUUCGCCGGAUUUGUUGCGUUGGAAGUUCGAGGUCGACAGGUGCUUGCCAAGGCUCCGGUUUGGACAUUUUGA